Molecule: messenger RNA, 2400 nt
Organism: Trachymyrmex cornetzi
Lineage: Eukaryota; Metazoa; Arthropoda; Insecta; Hymenoptera; Formicidae
Exons: 1
Coding region: 1-2400 (799 amino acids)
Source: RefSeq, a predicted model, not a curated record
AUGUCAUCAAAGGGGAAGGAAGAAACGAGCGAUCCAAAUCCGAGUACGAUUAAUGAAGCCCAUAAGAAGGAAGAUACAAUAUGUACAUACACACAAUCAAAAAGGAUACUUACCUCAACACAGGUAUUGUUAUCUACGGCAGUAGUAUUAGUCAAAAAUCGCGAUGGACAAUACAUAGAGGGUAAAGCGUUACUUAACAACGGGUCUCAAUCUAAUUUUGUUACGGAAGAGUUCGUUAAAAAAGUAAACGUGAAAACAAGGGCAAAUCAUAUAGAGAUAAAAGGUAUAAGUCAGCACAUAUCACAUGCUAUGAAAUCAGCGCAAUUACAUGUAAGUUCGCGAUUUAAUACCUUCGGAUUGGACAUGCAAUUCAUAUUAUUGGAAAAGAUUACACAAAAUUUACCUACCAUCGAAGUGAACGUAACAGAUUUAGAUAUACCUAAAAAUAUUAAAUUGGCAGAUCCAAAUUUUAACAUCCCGAGUAAGAUAGAUAUAUUAAUCGGUGCAGAGAGGUUUUGGGAGCUGGUUUGCGUGGGUCAAAUAAGGCUAGGUAGAAACAAACCAAUAUUACAAAAAUCAUUACUAGGCUGGUUAGUAUCAGGAUCCAUUAAUAUAGUCGAGUCAAAAAAACAUUCACAAACAAGCUGUAAUCUAAGUACAUUAGAGGAACUAUGUCAGACCGUCCAAAGGUUUUGGGAGGUAGAAAAUUACGCGAACAUUAAGAAUAGUACUUCGGAAGAAAAGUAUUGCGAAAGGUUAUUCGAAACUAGUUACGUGCGGCAAAAUGAUGGUAGGUUCGUUGUCAAAUUGCCAGUCAAAAAAAAAAUAUUGCCAUUGUUGAAUGGUUCAAGGGAGGUAGCUUUGAAGAGAUUCUUAGCAUUAGAACGAAAAUUUAGUUACAAUCCUGAAUUGAGAGGGGAUUAUAUCACGUUUAUGAAAGUAUAUCAGCAGUUAGGACAUAUGAGUCGAAUAGAGAAAGAGAAAGAUAAUAACUUUCGGAUAUACUUGCCAUACCAAGUCGUAAUAAAAGAAACCAGUGUCACGACUAAAACUAGAGUAGUUUUUGACGCGUCGAGUCAGUAUGUCAAGGGGAAAACUUUAAAUGACGCUCUAUAUAAAGGCCCCACAAUACAAGCAGAUUUAUUUGCCUUAAUAAUACAAUUCCGAGGCUAUAAAUACGUGUUAUGUGAAGAUGUGGAAAAAAUGUACAGACAAAUAUUAGUUGACAAAGAGCAACGGUCGCUGCAAAGUAUAUUGUGGCGGGAAGAUCCGAAAGACGAGUUGCAUGAAUUCGAAUUGAACACCGUGACCUACGGUACGAAACCCGCGUCAUUUUUAGCCGUAAGGUGUCUGCACCAGUUAGCGGAAGUCGAAAAAGUAAACUACCCUAGGGCAGCUGAAGUAUUGUGUAACAAUUUUUAUAUGGAUGACCUCUUAACGGGAAGUAACACAAGUGCGGAAAUCUUACUCUUGAAAGAGGAAUUAAUAGAAUUGCUAGGUAAAGGAGGAUUCAAAUUGCACAAAUGGAGGAGUAACGUAGAGACGGUUAAGGAAAAUAAGCAGUUUAAAAAUGAAAGCUUAGAUAUUACUAAGGAAAAAGAGUCAAGAUUACUAGGGGUAUUAUGGAACCCACAUAAAGAUAUAUUUCAAUAUGAAGUAGACAUAAGGGAGACAGAUCAACGUGUAACAAAGAGGAAAGUGUUAUCGCAAACAUGUAAGCUGUAUGAUCCGUUAGGUUUAGUAGGGCCGGUAAUAACUUCGGCGAAAAUUCUAAUGCAAAAAAUGUGGAGUUCAAGUCUAAAAUGGGACGAAUCAGUGCCCAUGCACAUUCAUAGGGAAUGGGAACGAAUAAGAUCACAAUUGCAUAUACUCAAUGAACUACGAAUAUCUAGACUAAUUGUAUCAGGCGAAGGCCAGGUUCAACUACAGCUGCAUGGGUUUUGUGAUGCAAGUGAGGCGGCGUAUGGUGCAUGCGUGUAUAUACGAAAAAGAAACAAGCGAGGAGAAAUCACGGUUACCCUAGUUUGCUCCAAAUCACGCGUGGCGCCGAUGAAAGCAUUAUCGCUGCCUCGGUUAGAACUAUGUGGAGCCGUUUUGCUAGCCAAAUUAAUGAAUCGAGUAUUAAUAAACCUAAAGUUAAACGUAGCGCAAAAGUUUUACUGGACGGACUCUAAAAUUGUAUUAGCCUGGAUAGACUCCUCCUCUAGAAAAUGGCACAUAUUUGUCGCGAACCGAGUAAGCGAAAUACAUAAUGAUUCCACACCUUCCGAAUGGGAUCACGUAGGAACUAGAGACAAUCCCGCAGAUCUAAUAUCGAGGGGUGCUACACCAGAGCAAUUAGUGAAUUCUAACAUUUGGUGGAAUGGACCUCAGUGGUUGAAACAAGAGAGAGACGCGUAG